Messenger RNA from Boleophthalmus pectinirostris (great blue-spotted mudskipper), 952 nucleotides. RefSeq lists its product as uncharacterized. The transcript is spliced from 4 exons. Lineage: Eukaryota; Metazoa; Chordata; Actinopteri; Gobiiformes; Gobiidae. The record is from RefSeq and is a predicted model, not a curated record. Bases 126 to 854 code for a protein of 242 amino acids. Gene Ontology annotation, cellular component: external side of plasma membrane. Gene Ontology annotation, biological process: negative regulation of T cell proliferation; T cell costimulation; positive regulation of T cell proliferation.
GGCGCGCACUUCCGUGAAGAAGAAACACGCACAACCAGACCAGACCAGGAUCCAGACCAGAUCCAGAUCCAGACCAGGUCCAGAUCCCGAGUGGAGCCGUGAGUUCACCGCAGUGCGUGAGGGACAUGGCGCAGUGGAGUGCGGCGGCGCUGCUGCUGUUUUACGUUUGUCGAGGAUCCCUGGGUGUGGAUCUGUUUGAAUGGAGUCAGUCUGUGCAGCUUCCUGUUGACCUGCAGCCUCAGGGGAACUUCUUGUCCGUGCGGUGGACUCGGGGGUCAGAGGAGGUCCACCUGAAGAGGCAGGACGGUGAUGACCUUCGCAGUCAGAGCCCAAGGUUCAAAGGACGAACUCAGAUGAAGCCAGACGCCCUGCAGACCGGAGACUUGACUCUGGUGCUCACCAACCCCACCAGCGACGACGUGGGACGCUACACCUGUGUGGCCAGACUGAACAGCGCUGAGGUGCAGUCUGUCACUGUGGAUCUCAGAUUCAAAGGUGAGGAGAAAUCUGUGGAAGUCAAUACGACCGUCUCUCUGCCGUUCCACAUGGGAACCUUACGGAGUGGAGUGCGUGUGCGGUGGACGUGGGAGCCAGAGGAGCCAGAGGGGUCACAGGGGUCACAGGGGUCACAGGAGGUGCACCUGCGUGUGGGCGACAGAGACGACCUGAGCAAUCAGAGCCCUCAUUUCAAAGGACGCACUCAGAUGAAACCAGACGCCCUGAAGACUGGAGACUUGAGUCUGGUGCUGAACAACACCAGCGACACCGACACUGGGACCUACACAUGUUCGGUGACAGAAGAACAACAUCGAACUCGGACGCACAACAGUGAAACUGAACAUCAAAGGGAAUAACAUCAUCAUCAUCGUCGUCUGUGUCGUGUGCGCUGCAGCUGCUACUGCGGCGGGCGGCGUCUCUGCAGUGGCGCUCAAAAGAAAGAAGGAAACCAAAG